This is a messenger RNA of Lottia gigantea (owl limpet), 2412 nucleotides long. RefSeq lists its product as hypothetical. The coding region runs from base 1 to 2412 and encodes 803 amino acids. The transcript is spliced from 20 exons. The record is from RefSeq and is a predicted model, not a curated record. NCBI's taxonomy places the organism in Eukaryota, Metazoa, Mollusca, Gastropoda, Lottiidae. Gene Ontology annotation, molecular function: U3 snoRNA binding; GTP binding; GTPase activity. Gene Ontology annotation, cellular component: nucleus; preribosome, small subunit precursor. Gene Ontology annotation, biological process: endonucleolytic cleavage of tricistronic rRNA transcript (SSU-rRNA, 5.8S rRNA, LSU-rRNA); ribosome biogenesis; maturation of SSU-rRNA from tricistronic rRNA transcript (SSU-rRNA, 5.8S rRNA, LSU-rRNA).
AUGGCUGUCGAAGGUAAACAUCAACAUGUGCCUGGGCCACUCAAACAGAAAAAUAAAACACACAAAAGUGGAAAUCAUCGCACUAAAAGAGAGAUCGAGAAAUCGAAUAAAGGAAGAGUAAAUAUAAAAUGUCUGAGCAAGAAAAACAGUUUGUUUAUGAAAAGGGCAGAGAGAAGAAAUCAGUCAGUUAUUUUAAGAAAACAGAAAAGAGAUGAAGCGUUUGAGAAGAAAAGACAAAGAGGAACAUCUGGUACACCUCCUACAUUUGUUGUUAUUGUAUCUCUACAUAGUGAUAUCAACUCAGUAGCGUGUUUAGAACUUUUGAAAACCUGUGAUGAAGAUAUUAUUAUACAGAGCAAUGAACAGCAGAUUACACAUUUUACGAUACCAAGAUUCAAGAAGCGAGCAUCAUUUUUUAUCCCAGAAUAUGGUAACCUGACUAAUUUACUGGAUGCUGUUAAAGUAGCAGAUUCUUUACUAUUAUUAGUAUCACCUCAACAUGGUAUAGAUCAAUAUGGUGAAUUCUCUUUAAGCUGUUUAUUUGGUCAAGGUCUUCCUGCUUCUCUUUUUUUGUUUCAGGGAUUUAAAAAACUACCAAUAAAGAAACAAUCUGAAUCAAGGAAGAUAAUUCAAAAUUCUAUUGAAAAAAGGUUUCCAUUGGAGAAAUUUCACGCGCUAGACUCUUCCCAAGAUGCCUUGUUAAUAGUACGACAAGUGACAGAUCAGAAGUUAAAACCAGUAUAUUAUCGUGAACAUAGACCACAUCUUAUAGCUGAGGAAAUCUCUUUUGAAUUGGAAUCCAGUGAGAGUGAGUUUGGAGUAUUGAAGGUGACUGGAUAUUUACGUGGUAGAUGUUUAAAUGUUAAUGGACUUGUCCAUCUACCAGGAUGGGGUGAUUUCCAGAUGAACCAAAUAGAUUCUCCCAAUGACCCGUACCCUUUACAGCCUCGAAAACAUAAAGAGAAACCCAGUGGGGAUGUAGAAAUGAACAGUGAAGAAGUAAAAGUUUUAGAUAAAGUCGACCCAAAAUUACAAGAAAAUUUAGAAACAGAAGUUGUACCAGAUCCAAUGGAGGGAGAACAAACAUGGCCGACUGAGGAAGAGUUGGCAGAAGGUAAAUCUGUUAGUUCAUCUAAGAAGAAAAUAGUUAAACGUGUACCUAAAGGAACAUCAGAAUAUCAGGCCAUGUGGAUUGUAGAUGAUGAACAGGAUAUAGAUGGAAACCCAGGUGAUGAUGAUGAUGAUGAUGACAGUGAUGUUGAUGAAUUUAAAGACGCCAUGGAAACAAUGGAGUCAGAUGAAGAAGGUGAAGAAGAUGAUUAUGAAACGAUGACUAUGACAGAAAACAAUGAUGAUGAGAAGUAUGAUGCUAAUAUGGACUUAGAUGAAGAAAGAUCUAUGUUAGAGAAAAUUAAAGAAGAAAGACAACAUGCUAUGUUUCCUGAUGAAGUUGAUACACCAAUGGAUACCCCUGCUAGAACUAGAUUUGCAAGAUAUAGAGGAUUAAAAAGUUUCAGAACGUCGCCAUGGGAUCCAAAAGAAAAUCUUCCCUCGGAUUAUGCCAGAAUAUUUCAGUUUGAUAAAUUUAAAAUGACGAGAAAAAAAGUUUUAAAUCAACAGAAUGAUGAUGGAGUUCUGCCUGGUUGGUAUAUAACAUUACAUGUUGAUAAAGUACCAAAAGAAUUUAUAGAAACAUACAAGCCUGGGACACCUGUUGUAUUAUUUGGUUUGUUACAACACGAACAGAAGAUGUCUGUAUUACAUUUUAAUAUCAGAAAAUACCAGUCUGCCACUCAACCAAUCAAAUCAAAGGAUAGAUUAAUAUUUCACGUAGGAUUUCGACGAUUCUCAGCUUGUCCUAUUUUCUCUCAACAUACUACUGGUAAUAAACAUAAGUUUGAGAGAUUUUUGAUGCCUGAUUCAGCAUGUGUAGCUACAGUGUAUGCGCCUAUUACCUAUCCUCCAGUUUCUGUUCUGGUCUUUCAAGAAUCUCUGGACGGUCUUCAUGAGUUAGUAGCUACAGGUUCUCUAUUGUCAGUGAAUCCAGAUAGAAUUGUAGCUAAACGUAUUAUACUUAGUGGUCACCCGAAAAAAAUCAACAAACGCUCUUCUGUUAUUAGAUAUAUGUUUUACAAUAGAGAUGAUAUUUAUUGGUUUAAACCUGUAGAAUUAAGAACUAAAUGGGGAAGAAGAGGACACGUUAAGGAAGCUUUAGGUACCCAUGGUCAUAUGAAAUGUGUAUUUGAUGGCCAGUUAAAAUCACAAGAUACAGUAUUGAUGCAUCUGUAUAAGAGAAUGUUUCCUAAGUGGACCUAUAAUGCCCAUGUUAAAGCUCCACCUGUGAUCAAUGUUUAUAAAACACCAAUGGAAGAUGAUGAAGUUGAUAAAGAAGCUUAUAAAAUAUUUGAUUAA